Messenger RNA from Eutrema salsugineum, 838 nucleotides. RefSeq names its product peroxisomal membrane protein PMP22. Gene Ontology annotation, cellular component: membrane; cytoplasm. The record is from RefSeq and is a predicted model, not a curated record. The transcript has 7 exons. Lineage: Eukaryota; Viridiplantae; Streptophyta; Magnoliopsida; Brassicales; Brassicaceae. The coding region runs from base 64 to 633 and encodes 189 amino acids.
AAAAGCGAUCAGAGAGACACAGACACUAGUGAGAAAAUCAAAAAGAGAAGAAGAAUCUGAGAAAUGGGAUCGCCACCGAAGAAGACGGCUCUGCAACGGUACUUGUCACAACUUCAGCAACAUCCGUUAAGAACAAAGGCAAUUACUGCUGGAGUAAUGUCCGGUGUUGGUGAUGUUGUUUCACAGAAACUCUCUGGCAUACAGAAGAUUCAGCUGAGAAGGGUUCUUCUCAAAGUGAUAUUUGCUGGUGGUUUUAUUGCACCGGCGGGGCAUUUCUUUCAUACAACUCUAGAUAAGUUUUUCCAAGGGAAAAAGGACACAAAGACUGUUGCUAAGAAGGUAGUCGUGGAACAGCUGACACUGUCACCAUUGAACCAUUUACUUUUCAUGAUAUACUAUGGAGUAGUCAUCGAAAGAACUCCCUGGAAUCUUGUUAGAGACAGGAUCAAGAAAACUUACCCGACUGUCCAGCUUACAGCAUGGACGUUUUUCCCGAUCGUGGGAUGGAUAAACUUCAAGUAUGUGCCACUGCAUUUCCGGGUCAUCUUGCACAGCCUCGUCGCAUUCUUUUGGGGAAUUUUCCUGACCCUGCGAGCGAGGUCAAUGACACUGGCUUUAGCGAAGGCUAAGUGAUUAGGGAGACACAUCGAUCGAGAGAGAACUCAAUCAUUGAGACUCGUUAUAAUCUUAGUACUCUGUAAGUUAAAUAAAUUAAAGAGCUGCAACCAAAUAAAAAUCUGUAUUAUGAUGAUACCAUUCUAGGAUAGCAAUGUUUUUAAAUUAUUACAACCAUUUAAGAUUUUAUCUAAAACACAUUCACAAACAUCAUAUAAAAAAG